Molecule: messenger RNA, 2657 nt
Organism: Dacryopinax primogenitus
Lineage: Eukaryota; Fungi; Basidiomycota; Dacrymycetes; Dacrymycetales; Dacrymycetaceae
Product: growth factor receptor domain-containing protein
Exons: 6
Coding region: 229-2646 (805 amino acids)
Molecular function (GO): protein binding
Source: RefSeq, a predicted model, not a curated record
AUCGGAGCAACAUUAGCGGGUCCCUCGGGGUCGAAGAUAGUUUUGCUACCCGAUCAGUACACUGAGGCCAAUACUCCGCAGCUAAUCAAGGCCGCUCUUGACACGGCAUUCCCCACGCCCAUACCGGGGUUCAACCUCACUAAUGCCACCUCCCUGCCUUUCACCAUUGGAGCGAACGUCGCUUUGAUCGCAUAUGGAGGAUCUCACUUCGGCAGCCGCUUGACAUCCAUGAACCCCAUCGCGCCCGCCCCCAACACAAGCUUCGAGCGACCAAAUGUAACCCAGAUAAACUUAGGAUCGAUUGUCAUGGGAUCUGGUGCUUGGGUGGCAUUCGAAUCGCAGGUUGGAAACUUGAAUCAGCGAACGAUCAUUUGGGAGACUGUCCCCGAUAUGGGGGAGCUUCCAUCCGGCGCAAUCGGUCAGGGGUUAACGUUGUUAGACUUGGAAUAUGGUACCUGUUCUCCUGCAUGCGCAGGCGCCGGAGUUUGUACCUCGACUGGAGUCUGUGCAUGUCCUGUCGGCUUCACUGGAGCGAGCUGUGAGACGUGCCAAUCGAGCUUUUUUGGUCCGAAUUGCGACGCUUGUCCUGCCGGUUGUAGUGCAUGUGAUGAUGGGACUACGGGAUCCGGCAAGUGUUUGAGUGCUCCUGCCGUCAACCCGUCUGCAUCCUGUAACUGCCUCAACGGGGUAUGCACCUCGACAGGAACAUGCCAAUGUAAUGCAGGAUGGGCGACGGGGGCUAAUGGGACAGCCUGCUCCACAUGCGCAACUGGCUUCUUCCUCGACGCAGCAGGACAAUGCGAGAUCUGCAAACUAAGUUGUGCGGCAUGCGCAUCCGGAACCGGAAUUUGCACUUCAUGCCAACCUGGUUUCUCCGUUAGCCCCACCGAUAACACCGUCUGCGUACCCAACACGCAACUGGCAGCAGCAACCACUUGUCCUGAUGGUCAAUACUGGAGUGGUUCUGGGUGUGCAUUCUGCUCACCUGUCUGUCAAACGUGCAAUGGUCCCUUAUCCAUCAACUGUAUCGCAUGUGGCGUGGGCCGCUUUUCACUCAAUGGAACGUGUGUCAACGUUGGUUCGGAUGGCACUUGCACGCCGCCGGAUGCUUCGAGCCCAGCGACACUAGUUGCAAAUAAUGGCAAGAAUGAAUGCGACGCUUGUCCGCCGAAGUGUACCAAAUGUGGAAUACCGGGCUUCAACGUCGCUUCACCCUUCAGCUCUGUUCAAUGCACUAAUUGCUUGCCUGGUUUUGUACUGUCACAGGGACAAUGCGUUAGCCAGUGCCCAACUGGCACCUUUGUUUCUCCCACUGACAACCUCACUUGUGCCGCCUGCGAUUCGACCUGUUCUACCUGCGCUGGAUCGGCAACAUACUGCCUUACAUGUUCCCAAAGCUCGCAGUUUGCCCUCAACGGUACAUGCUCCUCGUCUUGUCCUCCUGGGACGUUUGCCUCUUCCGGUGCUUGCUUGCCGUGUCAUUCAGAUUGUGCAACUUGCAGUGGAUCUAGUUUCUCCCAAUGCCUUUCCUGCGCUGCUUCGAGGCCAGUCAUGUCAGGAGCAGGCAGAUGCCUACCGACCUGUGGGCAAACCCAGUACUACGAUUCUGCGACCUCGUCGUGUCAGCCUUGCGAUCCCUCUUGCUCGAGCUGUUAUGCGCCAGGCUCUUCAUCAUGCCUAGCCUGUGCCGACAAGACGAAGGUGCUCAGUGCGGGGAGCUGUGGCUCUGUAUCCUGCUCAAGCAAUAGCACUGUGGUGGCGGCGCUGGGAUUGUGUCUCUCCGAACUCGUCACUGUUGCACCGAGUAAUACCACGACCCCAGAUACUCCACAAAUAGGCACAACGCCUGACGGAUCUCAGACCGUGACAACCGUGAACACUCAGUCUUUAGCCUGGUGGCAGAUCUUACUCAUGGCGCUCGGAGGAGCGUUCGUCCUUCUGCUCCUAACGAUGAUCUGGCGGCGUUAUGCCAGGCGACGACGUGCGCAAGAAACACGCGACUUUGCGCACGACAUGGACCGAAAACGAUGGCAUCAUCGGCUGCAGGACAUGCUCUUCCUGCGGAGAGAAAAGGUUCCCAUGCAGGAUGUCCGACCACUGUACCGCGAGCGGAUUGACGACUGGGAACUUCGAAGCCUGACUUCCGGAGGGCGGUCCGGGGCGAACGUAUCCCCUCGCAGGUCGAAUCGCUCAGAGACGCAAAGGGAUUCAUGGGAUUCGAUCUCCACCUUCCAGAUACGCGGCGCGACCCCUCACGCAGACAGGUUCGAGUACCGGGACCUGGAGGGCUCCGUCCGGUCCAAAAGGAGCCGGGGCGAACCGAGGGAACCGAUCCGCGACCGCGAACUCCAGCGGGCCUCGGCAGCGACCUCUUCCUACUACGCCCCGACGAGGAGGACUGCGUCACCCCCCGUGGUACCGCCGCUCCCGGAGAGAGAGCGGUCGACGACGCCGUUCAGUAUCCCGAGGAAGGCGCCGCGGUACCCGUCUGGGUUUGGACCAGAUGCCCCGCCGGCGAGGAAUGUCGACUUGUUCGCUCCCCUGGAAGAGGAUGGUGCACAUGGUCCGCCGGGGUCGUACCUCACGCCUAACCUCACGGGUAGCUCGGGCAACUCGAACAACCCUUUCCGCGCAAAGGCUUUCUAACUCUGUUUCCC